Alnus glutinosa is the source of this 2727-nucleotide messenger RNA. RefSeq names its product pentatricopeptide repeat-containing protein At5g02830, chloroplastic. Gene Ontology annotation, molecular function: protein binding. Bases 55 to 2586 code for a protein of 843 amino acids. The record is from RefSeq and is a predicted model, not a curated record. The transcript has 12 exons. Lineage: Eukaryota; Viridiplantae; Streptophyta; Magnoliopsida; Fagales; Betulaceae.
AACGCAUAUAAACCCCCAUACGUACACAGCCACCCACCAAACGGCUGGCCAAGAAUGAGAGAGUUCGUCAUCCUUGGCUUCUCCUCCUCCAUUGCUACUCCUUCCCACCACCGCCAUCACCACCAACACCGCUCCACCAAGCCCUACAGAUCCUCAAUUCCCAUUCCCACCAAACUAUCUCCCUCCAAACCACCAUUCCCAAGCCUUCUUCAUUCUCCUUCUCCUCUCCGCUCCAGCCCCGACAGAAUCCACCUCAACUACUAUGCUCACCUCGCCUCCAAGCUCGCCGGGGACGGAAAGCUCGAAGAUUUUGCGAUGAUUGUGGAGAGUGUGAUUCUUUCGGGGGCAAAUGCCGCCAAGUUUGGCGCUGCGUUGAGCGUGGAGCUUGUGGCGAAGGGGAUUUUGACGGGUCUUCGAGAAGGGAAGGUUCGAACUGUGACUGAGGUUCUGAGGAAAGUCCAGAAGCUUCGGCUUGGGCCGUUGAAGCAGGCUGACCGGUCUACCAUGGAGUUGCUGGGCGUAGAGUGCCACCGUAUUGUGAAAUGUGGGGAAGUCGAGGAAGUUGUUGACUUGAUGGAGGUUCUUGCAGGUUUUCGUUUCUCAAUCAAAGAACUACUGAAGGCUUCUGACGUGAUUAAAGUGUGCGUCGAUAGACGUAACCCACGAUUGGCAAUAAGGUAUGCUUGUAUUCUUCCACAUGCGCAGAUAUUAUUCUGUACCAUUAUACAUGAAUUUGGGAAGAAGGGGGACCUGGUGUCUGCUUUGACAGCAUAUGAAGCAUCCAAGCAAAAUUUGAGUACUCCCAACAUGUAUGUCUUCCGCACAAUAAUAGAUGUUUGUGGUCUCUGUGGUGACUACAUCAAAUCUAGGUACAUAUAUGAGGAGUUACUCAACCAAAAGAUCACCCCGAAUAUUUAUGUUUUCAACAGUCUCAUGAACGUGAACGCCCAUGAUUUGAGCUACAUAUUGCAUGUAUACAAGAAUAUGCAGAAUCUUGGUGUCAAGGCGGAAAUGGCAUCUUACAAUAUCCUUUUGAAGGCAUGCUGUCUUGCUGGCAGAGUUGAUUUGGCCCAAGACAUUUAUAGGGAAGUACAGCAUUUGGAAUCGUCGGGAAUGUUGAAAUUGGAUGUUUUCACUUACAGCACCAUUGUAAAGGUCUUUGCGGAUGCAAAAUUGUGGCAAAUGGCACUGCGCAUCAAAGACGAUAUGCUGUCAGCUGGUGUGACUCCCAACACUGUUGCAUGGUCAUCAUUGAUCAAUGCCUGUGCCAAUGCGGGUCUUGUAGAGCAUUCAAUUCAGUUGUUUGAAGAAAUGCUGCAGGCUGGCUGUGAACCCAACACACAGUGUUGCAACAUCCUUUUACAUGCUUGUGUUGAGGCUUGCCAGUAUGACAGGGCCUUCCGGCUUUUCCAGUCCUGGAAGGAAAAUAGAGUCAUGGAGACUACUGAUGGAGAUUGUAGUAAGAAUAUAUAUAGCAAUUUAACUGCAGAGAAUGCGGACGAAGAGUGCAGUACUAGCAUGGCAAAUUGUGUAUCUAAUUCACAUCACUUAAACUUUACUAAGAAGUUUCCCUUUACACCCACAACAACCACAUAUAAUAUUCUGAUGAAGGCGUGUGGUUCUGAUUACUACCAUGCAAGAGCUUUGAUGGAUGAGAUGAAAACAGUGGCUCUUUCCCCUAAUCAUAUAAGCUGGUCAAUUUUGAUUGAUAUAUGUGGAGGCUUAAGGAAUGUAGAAGGUGCCAUACAGAUUUUGAGAAACAUGUUUGGUGCUGGAAUUCAACCAGACGUUAUUACAUAUACAACAGCCAUCAAGGUUUGUGUGGAAAGUGAAAAUUUGAAGGUAGCAUUUUCAUUAUUUGAGGAAAUGAAAAAGUAUCAGAUACGUCCAAAUUUGGUGACUUAUAAUACGCUUCUAAGGGCCCGCACCAGAUACGGUUCCUUACAUGAAGUACAACAAUGCUUGUCUAUAUAUCAAGAUAUGCGUAAAGCAGGGUACAAAUCCAAUGAUUAUUAUCUCGAGGCGCUCAUAGAGGAAUGGUGUGAAGGAGUAAUACAAGACAACAAUCAGAACCAAGGAGAGUGCAGUUCCUGCAACAGGACCAACUUAGGGAGACCUGAAAGUCUACUUCUAGAAAAAAUUGCGACACACUUGCAAAAGAGUAAUGCUGAAAGACUAUCCAUUGACCUUCAGGGGCUUACAAAGGUUGAAGCUCGGAUUGUUGUUCUUGCAGUUCUGCGAAUGAUCAAGGAGAACUACCAUACUCAUGGAUAUUCAGUAAAAGACGAUAUCUUGAUCGUUUUAGGAAUCGGGAAAGUAUUAGAUCCAAAUCCAGGAAAACACAAUUUAGAGGUGAAAAAUGCAAUGAUUAAGCUUCUGCAAGAUGAAUUGGGCCUUGAGGUUCUUUCAGCCGGAACUAGAAAUGCACUUCAUGAAAAGACGAAUAUGGAAUGCCCUCUUGAAUCGGUUUUAAACUUAGAGUUGGAUUCUUCCACUAGAAGACCUGCGGUUGUACAGAGGUUAAAGGUCACAAGGAAAUCAUUGCAUCAUUGGUUGCAGAGAAGAGUAGGAGCCAUCAGAAUAUGACUAUUUUUGUAUCGGAAACCACUUUAGGAGUUUGUACAUGAUAUCAGAUGUGCUAUCAGAAUAUGUCAAUUGUAAGUAGCACAAUAAUAAUUAAAUGUAAAUUUUUCCCAAAUUAUUAUAUAAGACAACCCUUCUUGCUCA